Molecule: messenger RNA, 1568 nt
Organism: Schizosaccharomyces cryophilus OY26
Lineage: Eukaryota; Fungi; Ascomycota; Schizosaccharomycetes; Schizosaccharomycetales; Schizosaccharomycetaceae
Product: triglyceride lipase-cholesterol esterase
Exons: 5
Coding region: 159-1445 (428 amino acids)
Biological process (GO): lipid metabolic process
Molecular function (GO): hydrolase activity, acting on ester bonds
Source: RefSeq, a predicted model, not a curated record
GCAAUAUCCACUUACUGUACGCACCACAGCAAUGAAACAAAUUGUGUCGAACAAGACCGAUUCUUGAUUUAAAAUAAUUGAAGGCUGGUUAAUAUAAAAGUUUGUGCUUUCCAAUUUGUCGAUACUGAAGCAAUUACCUAUUAAUUAAUAAUUUCUGAAUGGUAGGAAUGUAUAGACAACGGAUCCCUUGGAUUGAUUACCUUGGUCUAUUCGCUGCGUAUAUCGGCGUUUACGCCGAAUUGAUUAUUCGUGUAUUUAUUUACUUGAUCCCAGAUCAAAUUCGAGAAUGGGGACGAAAAAGGGUUAUUCGUAUUUACCAUUAUUAUAUUAGUACAAAAACAACUGAAGGAAUGACUGAUGCAGUUCAAAAAUGCAGAAAUAUAUACGAAAUUUGUGAGGCUUUUGGCUACAAAGCCGAGGAGCACCUCUUACGCACCGAAGAUAAUUUUGUCCUUUGUCUGCACAGAAUAACACAUCCUUCCAAAAAACAAACGAAAAAGCGAGGAGUUGUUUACUGUCAUCAUGGGCUCAUGACGAACUCUGAGCUUUGGGUGGCAGUCAACGAACCAGAACGAAAUCUUCCUUUUGUUAUGGUCGACAAUGGCUAUGAUGUUUGGCUUGGCAAUAAUAGAGGAAACAAGUAUAGCAGGAAACAUGUUGUGUACAAACCGAAGGACGAAGAAUUCUGGAAUUUCUCCCUAGAUGACAUGGCCAUGUUUGACAUUCCUAAUACAGUAGACUAUAUACUUCAUGAGACUGGAGAGAAGGAACUUAGCUAUAUUGGAUUCUCUCAAGGAACCGCUCAAGCAUUUGCUUCAUUAAGUAUAAACAAUUCCCUAAACGACAAAGUCAAAAUCUUCAUCGCCCUAGCUCCUGCCUUCACUCCGAAGGGAUUUUCGAAUCAUCUGGUUGACUAUCUAGUUAAAGCAAAUCCAAAAAUAAUGUAUAAUCUAUUUGGCAUGCGAUGUCUUUUACCUUCUGUGGCUUUUUGGCAAAAUAUUUGUUAUCCUCCUAUCUUUGUAAAAAUUGUGGACUUCUUUCUCAAAUUACUCUUCGACUGGGACUUAAAGAAUAUCUCACCAAACCAAAAACUAUGUGGUUACGCUCAUUUAUAUUCUUUCUCUAGUGUCAAAAGUUGUGUUCACUGGCUUCAGAUUAUCAGAAAUUGCACAUUUCAGUUAUACGAUGAUGAUUUGGCACUCAUUACUGGCUUUACUUCACGCCAUUAUCAAGUGCCUUUAUUCCCGACAAGCAAUAUCAAAUGCCCUAUUUUAUUACUAUGGGGAGGAAAAGAUACUCUUAUUAAUAUGGAAUAUAUGCAAUCUGCCUUACCACCUCAGGCACAGGAAAUAGAGAUUGAGCAUUAUGAGCACUUGGACUUCCUUUGGGCAAAUGAUUUGAAGGAACAAGUUAUUCCAAAGGUUCUCAAGGCACUGGCUGAUUAAACCACUUGACACUACUCAAUGGUGCUAUUUAAGUAAUUAUGAAUAUAUUUAUUUACAAACCAAUACACACUAUAAUCCAUAAAUCUUUGCGACAAAUAUCUUUCUAUAUUAGCUUUCGUAAAC